This is a messenger RNA of Rotaria sordida, 471 nucleotides long. Lineage: Eukaryota; Metazoa; Rotifera; Eurotatoria; Philodinida; Philodinidae. The record is from the annotation of a GenBank genome assembly.
AUGGAUAAUUAUAGUUUUCAAAUAUUCAUCGAAGAAUUAAAUAGUAAAUAUAAUAUUAAAUCAAUGGGAAAAAUAGAAAAUCGUCAAAAUAAACGCAAUGCUAACCUCAGUAUAGCAAUUAAUAAACCAUUUUUGAACGUUGAAAUAUUGAAUCAGGAGAAACUGCAGGCUUCACAGACGCGACUGAUGGCACGAAAGUGCGAAGCACGAGGAGCACAUCAAGCAGCUCAAAUACUAAACGUCAUUGCAGAAAAAUGCACUCAAUUAAACAGUAUUCAUCAAGCCUUAAAUCAAAUAAAAAUGAAUCCAACUCAAGAAAAGGCAACUAAACAAUCUGAUAUUACAGCACCUAUUCAACAAAUAAUUACUUAUGAAAGAAAAUACGGUACAUUAGAGUUUCGUGGUGGUAAUGUGACUCAACAACAUCUGGAAAUAUUCGAUCAAGCACACAAACAGCAAAGCCAACAAUAA